Molecule: messenger RNA, 5325 nt
Organism: Limanda limanda (common dab)
Lineage: Eukaryota; Metazoa; Chordata; Actinopteri; Pleuronectiformes; Pleuronectidae
Gene: grk3
Product: G protein-coupled receptor kinase 3
Exons: 21
Coding region: 2019-4085 (688 amino acids)
Biological process (GO): regulation of signal transduction; G protein-coupled receptor signaling pathway; protein phosphorylation
Molecular function (GO): G protein-coupled receptor kinase activity; G protein-coupled receptor binding; ATP binding
Source: RefSeq, a predicted model, not a curated record
GACACAUGUGCCACACCGGGGCAGGGGAACCAGCAGCUUGAUCGGCCGCGGCGGACAGAGACGCUCGGCACUCACGACCGACGGACGGACAGCUACUUGGCCGAGCGUGGGCUGCCCCAGCCCGGAGAGCCUGGUAGGCUAGGACCCGCUCGACUCGUGUCGUUCCCGGAGAUCUGCGCCUCUGACGGGAGCGACGCCGGACUCUGUCGGACGCCUCUGUGUUGCCGACCCGAGGCCCGGAGGAUCAGCUGAUCAUCGCCAAGUUUACAGCGCCGGGGCAAAGUUCUCGGUUUACGGGCGACGCAGAUCACCGCUGCUCCAGCGGAGCUCCAUCUCCCAGCAGCUCUCCCUCCCCCUCCUCCGCCCCUUCCUCCACGGCCAGCUACCAGCGUCACUGUCGGCGCACAGUCAGUAGCUCUGUGCUGGGUCUCCAGGCGAGGAGGGUCCCCCCCAAUGCUCGGGGUAACACAACAAGCUGCCAUGGAUUAUUCUGUGCCAUCGUGUCGUUUUGGACUCGAGUGAACCCUCGAUGACUGUUUCUUUCCGGGGACGCUGCAAGACUUCCCCAAUCCCCGCAGCCAGUCUCCUCGCAGCGGCUAGCUUGUCAAGCACAUCGCUGCCUGAAGCCGAGCCAGAGCUAGCUGCUGGAGCCAGCUGCUCCCCGCGUUCGCUGCGGACCACCGGGACAUUUAACGUGUCCGCCGAGCUGGAGGAACCCGACCUGGAUGCCGAGUGAGAUUCAUCUCCCUACACCCUGCUCGGUAGUUAGCCUACUGGUUAGCAGGUUUCAUUUUUUUCGCUAGCUAGCGGAAGCUAACUAGCAGACGAACCCAAAUAUCGACAUUGCAAGCGGGCUAAAGCGAGCUAGCUCUCGGGCGUUGAAGAUUUGGCUCGGGGUUAGUUGAUGACGCCCACCUGUUUGGGUUGGAUCGGGUGCUAAACCCCCUCAGAGGGUCUCAACGCGUCUUUCUCGGGCGACAUUUUUAGUGCAUGUGUGUGUGUGUGUGUGUGUGUGAGGGGCAGAGAGAGAGAUUGAUGAGGCGAUAAGCAGGAACAUUGCAGCCUACACAGGAAGCCAGCAACAACGACGGCAACACAAACACGACCGCGGUGUGUGGACUCCUUCUUGCGGGGGGAUGUAGACCCGGAGUCCCGACCCGUCUCCAACCUGUGCUCGCCUGGUUUCUAUUUGUGCCAAAACGCGCCUGAGAGACUUGCGUGUUUUUUUUUGUUUUGUUUGUAUGUGCGCACAAGCCGAGACACAUCCAGGACAUCGGCGGUGGACACUUCAACCGGUCGCCCACUGCCCCCCCCCCCUAUAGAAGGGACCCGACCACACGUGUUGUUCGAACCAACGUCAGACUGUUUUUUUUUUUUUUUGGUUGGCUUCCAGACACGGAAGGAGCCUAGUGUGUUUUCUGUCGGCGUGUGUUUACACUUUGAGGGAAAAUCCCAGAAAACACAUGCUGCACCGGAGUCCGACCCGCCGUGUGGACCCAUCUCCGUGAGGAGGAGCAGAGGAGACCCCCCCGGGCCCCUUGGGAUCUGACAGCUGUCCCCGGAGCCGACAUCUGGUGCACCUUCCCCUCGCUGCUGGGAGACAGAUUACUACAAAGCAAAGGAGGAGCUGGCCUCACCGACAGAUCUCAUCAGCUUUUCCUUGUAUUGUUGUUGGCCACCCCCAUCCAGAAGCCCGCAUGCAUUUUUGGUCUCACAUUCUGCACUAAAUGGGAUUACAAGGACGGUGAUCAGGCGGGCCCCGUGACUGUCGUUUCUCACCUAACCUGUCACCCAAUGUCUCUCUCCCUCUGAAUUUCCCCUUUUCUUUCGCACCGAUGGCAGUUUGAGGCGAGGUGAACACUCGAUCGUCCGCCGCCGUCACGCACCUCGGCUCGGCCCUUGAUGGUGGUCACAUCUGGCGCCGGACCCGAUUUUUUAAUUCCCUAAAAAAAAAAAACUAAACCCAUUCCCCUUUCAUCCGGUUCUCGUAUCAGCUGUGGUCGCACCAGGGUCGAAAGAUGGCGGACCUCGAAGCGGUACUCGCCGAUGUCAGCUAUCUGAUGGCGAUGGAGAAGAGCAAGUCCACGCCGGCGGCCCGGGCGAGCAAGAAGAUCAUCCUGCCCGAGCCCAGUAUUCGCAGUGUGAUGCAGAAGUACCUGGAGGAGAGAGAUGAACUGACAUUUGACAAAAUCUUCAACCAGAAAAUUGGCUUCUUACUCUUCAAGGACUUCUGCUUGAAUGAGAUUGACGAGGCUGUGCCACAGCUCAAGUUCUACGAAGAAAUUAAGGACUACGAGAAGCUGGACUCGGAGGAGGAGAGGUUGAGCCGCAGCCGACAGAUUUACGACGGCUAUAUCAUGAAGGAGCUCCUGUCCUGUUCACAUCCGUUCUCUAAGAAAGCAGUGGACCAUGUGCAGAGUCACUUGGCAAAGAAACAGGUUCCCCCAACUCUCUUCCAGCCAUACAUAGUGGAGAUCUGUGACAGCCUGAGAGGGAAUAUCUUCCAGAAGUUUAUUGAGAGUGAUAAGUUUACUCGCUUUUGCCAGUGGAAGAAUGUGGAGCUCAACAUUCACCUGACCAUGAAUGACUUCAGUGUGCAUCGGAUCAUCGGCAGGGGUGGCUUCGGAGAGGUGUAUGGCUGCAGGAAGGCCGACACGGGGAAGAUGUAUGCCAUGAAGUGUUUGGACAAGAAGAGGAUCAAGAUGAAGCAGGGGGAGACUCUAGCACUCAAUGAGAGAAUCAUGCUCUCAUUAGUCAGCACAGGGGACUGCCCUUUCAUCGUAUGUAUGACGUACGCCUUUCACACCCCUGACAAGCUGUGCUUCAUCCUGGACCUCAUGAACGGGGGCGACCUGCACUACCAUCUGUCUCAGCACGGCGUGUUCAGUGAGAAAGAGAUGCGUUUCUACGCGGCUGAAAUCAUCCUAGGUCUGGAACACAUGCACAACCGAUUCGUUGUCUACAGAGACCUGAAGCCAGCCAAUAUUCUACUGGAUGAACACGGCCAUGUUCGUAUCUCCGACCUCGGCCUGGCUUGCGACUUCUCCAAGAGGAAACCCCACGCCAGUGUCGGUACUCAUGGUUACAUGGCUCCAGAGGUUCUUCAGAAGGGGACGGCAUACGACAGCAGCGCCGACUGGUUCUCCUUAGGCUGCAUGCUCUUCAAACUCCUCCGAGGGCACAGUCCAUUCAGACAGCACAAGACCAAAGACAAGCAUGAGAUUGACCGCAUGACCCUCACCAUGAAUGUGGAGCUGCCAGACUCUUUCACUGCAGAGCUCAAAGAUCUGUUGGAGGGGCUGCUGCAGAGGGAUGUGUCCAAGAGGCUCGGCUGCCAGGGCCGAGGAGCCCCUGAGGUGAAGGAGCAUCAGUUUUUCAAAGGCAUUGACUGGCAGCAGGUGUACCUCCAGAAGUACGCUCCCCCGCUAAUCCCCCCCAGGGGAGAGGUGAACGCCGCAGAUGCUUUUGACAUUGGCUCUUUUGAUGAGGAGGACACCAAGGGCAUCAAGUUGCUGGACAGUGACCAGGAGCUGUACAAGAACUUUCCUCUGGUCAUUUCCGAGCGCUGGCAGCAGGAGGUGGCGGAGACGGUCUACGAGGCCGUCAACUCGGACACGGACAAGAGCGAGGCUCGCAAGAGGACUAAGAACAAGCAGCUGGGCCACGAGGAGGACUACGCCCUGGGUAAAGACUGCAUAAUGCACGGCUACAUGUUGAAGCUGGGGAACCCGUUCCUGACUCAGUGGCAGCGUCGAUACUUCUAUCUCUUCCCCAAUCGUGUGGAGUGGAGGGGGGAGGGCGAGUCGCGGCAAAACCUGCUGACAAUGGAGCAGAUAGUGACGGUGGAGGAAACGCAGAUUAAAGACAAGAAAUGUAUCCUGCUGCGCAUCAAAGGAGGGAAGCAGUUUGUGCUGCAGUGUGAGAGUGAUCCCGAGUUUGUGCAGUGGAAGAAAGAGCUGACUGAAGCGUUCACAGAAGCCCAGAAGCUGCUGCGUCGUGCCCCAAAAGUCAUCGGGAAAGGGCGGGCCGGAGUGGUGGAGCUCUCCAAACCUCCCCUCACGCACCGCAAUAGCAAUGGCCUGUGAAUACACACACACAUAUACAAACAUAUACACACAUGUAUAUAUAUACACACAUAUAUAUAUAUAUAAAUACACAGAACACACACACACUUUCACACAAAACACACACUGCAAUCCACCUCCCUCCCUUCCCCCCCCUCCUCAUCAGCCACAGGACAUUUGCUCUGACGCCUUCCCAGCGAUCGCCCACGACGCCUUGCAGUGUGUCAGCGGAGCGUGCCCACCGGCCUCUUGCAGAACACACACUUUCCACAUGACGACCAAUCAUGAGCACGAUAUCGUUUUUUUUCUGCCGUGGGACCUUGCCAGUCAUGGAGAGGACGAAAAAGACAAGGCAAGGAGAGAGAGACGACAUUCAGGAGGACCCUGCACGUGAAGAACCUCUGUGUGGACUUGGAUGAAACGCUCCUCUCUUUCCCUUUAUCACUCCCCUCCCCUUGCCCCCCCCCCCAUCACUGCCCAACCUUGCUAUGUUUGAAUCAGGUGAAUUCGUAACCGGGACCCGCAGUAGCCUGACGGACUCCUCGGAAAGCCCACGGAGCCACAGCUCUGAUUACUGUCGCUCAGCGGAGAUGAGACCAGGCUUUACUGGGGAAUGUAUUUCUGCGAGAGAGAGAGAGAGAGAAAAAGUGCUGCUUCACUGGUUCUUCUCACCCCUCCCUCUAACCAUUUCUCCCUGCAUUAUUACAUUAAGUGCAUAAAGUGCCAACAUCAAUAUUUACUUGAGUAACCUGAGCACCCAGAAGGACCUGCUCUGUGGCAGAUGCCCCCCCCCCCCCCCCCCCCAAAACCAAUCCAGACACACAGAGGAGGGGGGGGGUUUGCAGCAGCAGUGGGGAUGGUGGAUCAUUCCAGUGCAGAGAACCGGAAGUACAAGGACCACAGACUCUUUCAGAUUGGCUCCUGUACAGCCAGUUACCAUAGAGACUGAUAUUUCAUUGGCUGACAAACUGCAGCCGGGUUGCUAUGGGAACCAUGAAGACUGGUAUACAUGGGGAAUUGGUAACCACAGACGACGGUAUAACUAUUGUGUAUGAAGGCUACACUUGCAGAGAAAGAGAUGAUGGCGAAUGUAGGGGAGGGAGGGGGUGAGGAGGAGACGGAAGAGUGUAUAUAAACAACCCUUUCUCUGUGCAUCUCCAGUGUUCUAGUCCAACGUGUUUGCAUUAUCGGGGACUUCUGUGUCUGCCUGUUUGUGAAUCUGUCCUGGCUUUUAGGGAAGAGGCUUGUUUUUCCUCCUGGG